AUGUUUUCCGUCUUCGCGCGGCGCUGUCGUUCCACCACGCCGCGCCCGUGCCGUUUUUCUCGGCGCCGCUUCUCUGCGCAGCGGGCCUUGUGGCGUUGGGGAGCCACCGAUGCGGAGGUGCCAGAAGUGUCGCGAACUCCGCAGGUGGUCCCGGAAGGUGUCAAUGCCUCGGCGAUUGCCUGUGGCCCGACGCACUCUGCCUUCGUUGUUGAUGGCCAGCUGUACAGCUACGGCUCCAAUCGCCACAGCAAGUUGGGUCGAGCUGACAGCGACGGUUCCGAAAGGUCGCCUCAGCCUGUGCUCGUGGAAGCUUCAGAUGGGCACCGACCUGCUGUGGCCUCCAUUGCUUUAGGCGGAAAUCAUUCCGCGGCCAUCACGGAGGGUGGUGUCCUUUGGACCUGGGGCUACGGUGGUAGCCUGUGGCAUGGCGCCGGCGGCUGCGGGCAAGGCCGGCGUGGCGAGGUCUCAAGGCCUGAGAUGGUGAUGCCCUUCGUGUCGCAAGGUAUCGAAGUGUCCCAGGUCGCUUGUGGUGACCUCCACACUUUGGUCCUGGACCGCCAGGGCCGCGUCCAUAGCACCGGGCAGGGCAUCCAUGGUGUGCUGGGCCGUGGAGGGUUGGCCUCAACCGGGGAAGAACUGGACUUCCAGGAGGUGGUGUACUUUCGCAAGACCACCGACUCCAUCAUGGCGCCGGGCCUCGAACCGCAGAUCAUCAAGCUGGAUGCGGGGAGGGAGUUCUCGGCUGCCAUGUCGUCGCAUGGUGAACUCUGGGUCUGGGGGCGCAAUGAUUACGGUCAGCUGGGCAUGGGAUUUGAGGUCAUGAAGGAUCGAGACUUCUGCAUGAAGUAUCCCUUCCUCAUGCGCCAGCUCCCCAUGGAGGGCCAUGUCUUCCGGGAUUUCGCCUGCGGUGACCGACACAUGGUGGCGGUGACCACGGCGGGUGCCAUCUACGAGUGGGGCGAUCGAAGGAACUUCGAGCCCACGGCCAUCACCUUGCCGAGUCGGUACCAGGAAGGCUUGAAAGGUGUCUGGAAGGUGGCCGCUGGCGAAGGCUAUUCCUUCGCCUUGACACUAAGUGGAGAGUUGUACUCCUGGGGUCGUCCCUUGAGUGGCUGCCUGGCACUGCCGAGCGACGCGGACGCCGACUCCAGGGACGCCAGGGACCCGCUGGUGCCGCGGCCCCAAAGGGUGCCCUUCGAGGUUUUCGGUGGCGGCGAUGUGCGCGUGCUGGACAUUGCGGCAUCCAAACAGCGAUGUUUGGCCAUCACAGAGAGUGGAUGA
Messenger RNA from Cladocopium goreaui, 1281 nucleotides. NCBI's taxonomy places the organism in Eukaryota, Dinophyceae, Suessiales, Symbiodiniaceae. The record is from the annotation of a GenBank genome assembly.